Medicago truncatula (barrel medic) is the source of this 647-nucleotide messenger RNA. Its product is annotated as 2S albumin. The transcript has a single exon. Lineage: Eukaryota; Viridiplantae; Streptophyta; Magnoliopsida; Fabales; Fabaceae. The record is from RefSeq and is a predicted model, not a curated record. The coding region runs from base 71 to 496 and encodes 141 amino acids. Gene Ontology annotation, molecular function: nutrient reservoir activity.
CUCUUUCCCUCUUUAUUACUCAUAAAAUCAAAAAGAAGCAAUAGCAAAAACUCUCAAAUUUCACAUAACAAUGGCCAGGCACAACAUUCUCCUCAUGGCUUCCCUUCUUGCAUUAGUUCUCUUCAUUUCUCAAGCAACCGCGACAAGGAAAUCAGAUAGGCCAGACGAAAGAUGCCGCAUGCAACUCCAGAGGUUGAACCUAAAUCACUGCGAGAAACACCUAAUGCAGAGGAUUCAGAAGGAGGACGAGGACGUGCUGAGAAUGAGGGGAAUCAACUACCAAGAAGAAGAUCUCAAGGAGAAGUGUUGUAAUCAGCUUAGUGAAGUUAACAAUAAGGAAUGUAGGUGUAAUGCUUUGCAAGAGAUAAUGGAGAAUUUGAGUGAUAGGUUGGGAAAGAGGGAAAUGUAUGAGAUGGAGAGGGAGGUGAGGAAUUUGCCUAAGAGGUGUAAUAUUCCACAAUCUUCUGAGUGUGACUUGAGCUUUGAUCAGUACUAAAAAAUAAGUAAGGGAUAAUGUGAUAGCUUAAUUAUUAUAAUAUUAAUUAAGCUAUCUUUCUAUGAUUUUGUAAUGUAAUAAAGAUCAUUGGUGAAAAUGAUCAUGAAAUGAAAGCACAUAUGGAGAGUGUGCUUUAUCACUCUUUUGUCUA